AUGUACCGCAACACUUUGCUCAAGGAGUUCACAAGAGUCAGAAGUGUGGGUGCUCACCCGCGUCUUUUGCGCGUUUCAAGGCCCACAAGAGCCUUCCACGCAAGUUCAGCGCUUUUAAACGAGCUCAAAGACCCUUACUCAACGCUGGGAGUGGGCAAAACGGCUAGCUCAUCGGAAAUCAAAAAGGCCUACUACAAGCUAGCAAAAAAAUACCAUCCCGACAUCAACAAGGCCUCAGACGCCCAGAAAAAAUUCCAUGACUUGCAAAAUGCUUACGAGAUUCUGUCGGACGACUCCAAAAGGCAGCAAUGGGACCAGUACGGCCCAGCAGCCUUCUCACAAGGUGGUCCCGGUGGAGCCGGCGGAGCAGAGGGUUUCGGUGGUUUCGGAGGCUUCGGCGGUGCAGGUGGGUUUGGCGGUGCUCAAGGUUUUGGUGGUGGGUUUGGAGGCAUCAAUUUCGAAGAUUUGUUCGGAGCUGCGUUUGGGGGCGGUGCCGGUGGUUCUGCGCGCGGAGGCGGCAGCCGUGGCCGUUCUAUGUACCGCGAGUAUCAGGGAAGCCCUAUAGAAGUCAUACAUCGGAUGUCUUUCAAAGACUCCGUGUUUGGGGUGAAGAACGUAAAGUUGAACUACAGUGCGUACGAUCCCUGUAAUACUUGUGACGGGUCUGGCUUGAAGCCCGGCGCCUCAAGAACUACUUGUCAUGUGUGUUCCGGUACCGGAACUCGUGUGCACGUUCGUGCUGGUUUCCAAAUGGCCUCGACAUGUGACCAUUGCGGCGGAGAAGGGUCUGUAGUUAAGAGCUCGGACACUUGUCCCACCUGUCACGGAGAGGGUGCCACACUCAAUAAGAAUCACGAGCUGAAUGUCGAUAUGCCCCACGGACUUCAAGAUGGUGACGUUAUUCGUAUUACUGGUAAAGGGUCAUACCCAGCUAUGCAAGUGGAUCCUGCUAUGAAAGAUUCGAUUCGUUUAUCCAGAGGUGACUUGUUGGUUCGUAUUCGUGUGGAUAAGGAUUCUCGUUACCAGAUCAAAAACAAAUACGACAUUUGGUUCACGCAGGAUAUUCCUAUCACCACUGCUGCACUCGGUGGUGUCGUGACCAUUCCUACCGUUGACGGCGAGCAGAUAAGGCUCAAAGUUGGAGCAGGAACACAGCACAACGACGUCGUUUCGAUUCCUCAAAAGGGUGUUCCUAGAGGAGCCUUCGGAUCGCGUGGCGACAUGAAAGUCCAAUAUAGAGUGGUAAUCAAGAAACCGCAAUCUCAGGCUGAGAGGUGCUUGUAUGAAGCCCUUGCAGACGUUACCGGUGACAUGCAGGCAAAGAGAUCAGUUUUAUCGUCACCUGUCGUGGAGAAGGCCAAGGAUCAAACAAAAGGUCAAACGGAAAGCGAUACCCCCAACCCUGACGCGCCAAGCGCUUUAAGCAAAUUAGAGGAUUUCAUUUCCAAUACUUUUAAAAAGAUCAAAGGCGACAAGAAAUGA
Molecule: messenger RNA, 1482 nt
Organism: Lachancea meyersii CBS 8951
Lineage: Eukaryota; Fungi; Ascomycota; Saccharomycetes; Saccharomycetales; Saccharomycetaceae
Source: the annotation of a GenBank genome assembly